ACACAUGUGAGACACUGCAUGUUAUUUUGUCGUGUUGGAGGGAAGCGUCGAUAUAUCCUACCACGAUACGUCAAGUUUUUAAAGGUCGUCAGUGUGGGCUGGAGUGUUUAACAGCACUACUCCAUACAAGAAAGUCGUAAAAAGAGGGAAUGGAGAAAGCUAAACAAGAUGCAUUUGACAGUGCCAGACUUCAAGUGAUCAAAGAUGGUUAUGAAAGGGCCUUCGAGUGCAUCAAUAAAGACUCACUCACACUGGAUGAAGCUGGAGACAAGGUACAGGCCGUGGAGCUCUAUAAGCGAGGGCGGCAGCACCUUCUCAGGGCAAUCAGCGUGCCUUCUCGGGGAGAGGAGUGUGUGGGCAGCUCCUGGGAUUCAGCCAGGCAGAUGCAGCAGAAGAUGCAGGAGACACUGAACAACAUCACCACUCGCCUGGCCAUACUGGAGAGCUCUGACCUGGGAUCUGAGCCUACAUUGAACACCAGCGGUGUGCCUGUCCCCGAUGCUACAGACAAGUCUAAAGAAGUUCUCUACCCAAAACUUCCCUCCGUAAACAAGCCAGAGAAGCCAGCUCCUCCAAACCUCCUCUCUGCUAAUGGCAAGGCAGCAGGAGCUGUCGGAGGCAUGCCUGCAUGUAGUGGUAGUGGUCUGCCCCUCUCACCCACCCGGCAGCCUGUGGUUCCAGCCGGACAGCCUCCAGCUUACUCUCCUCAGGCAGCUGAUGGACACCUUUCUAUCUCAUACGGGACAGACGCAGGGGAAAUGUCAUUGGUUGGAGAAGAAUUCUACAGUCGAACAUCUAACUCAACACCGUCUCCCCAGAGUAUGAGUGAAGACGGAGAGGAGCUGAUGUAUAUCCCUCAUGGUGUACAGAUAUUCUUUGUCACGCCUGAAGGGCAGGUGAGCGCUCCGUCGUACCCGGGCUACCUGCGGCUGGUGAAGUUUACAAGUGACCACUCUGACAGAAUGCCCAACAGACCACCAGCAUUUCUGCAGGUGUGUGAGUGGCUGUACCCUCUCAUGGCCAUGGACUCUCCAGUGUUGCUGUGUAACACUGGUGUGUUUAUGUUUCCGGACAUGAUGGCGCCUGCUCCUGGCUAUUAUGUUGGGGUGGUGUUGUCCUCUGAGCUGCCUGCUGCAGACAGAGACAUGUUCCAGGACCUGCUGUCCCAGAUGACAGAUCUCAGGGUUCAGGCUCCCGAUGAAGCUGCAGACACCAUUAAUCUCAGUCAGAAGGUGUCCAUCGCUGCACCUGAAGAGACUGCACCAGAAGCAAGUGAGGAGGAGAAGACUCUCCCUGAGUGGAGUGAAAAGGUGGCAAAUGGCAUCCUGACAGGUGCGUCAUGGCUAAGCUGGGGCCUGGUGAAAGGAGCUGAGUUCACAGGCAAGGCCAUUCACAAAGGAGCAUCAAAACUCAGAGAACACAUCACCCCAGAGGACAAACCCACCCACGUCAGUCCCACAGUUACGAAAGGCCUCCAUGUUGCCAAGCAAGCGACGGGCGGAGCUGUCAAAGUCAGCCAGUUUCUAGUGGACGGGGUGUGUGCUGUCGCUGGCUGUGUGGGUCGAGAGUUGGCACCACAUGUGAAAAAACAUGGGGGCAAGCUGAUCCCGGAGUCUAUGAAAAAAGACAAGGAUGGGCGUUCCAACAUAGAUGGAGCCAUGGUGGUGGCUGCCAGUGGAGUGCAAGGAUUUGCAACCAUGUGGACUGGUUUGGAAGUAGCAGCAAAGAACAUUACUACAAGUGUAGCAUCAGAGACAGUCACCACUGUAAAACAUAAGUAUGGGGCAGCAGCAGGACAAGCCACAGACCACGCUGUCAAUUCUGCCAUUAAUGUCGGUCUCACUGCCUUCAAUGUUGACAACCUGGGGAUCAAAGCUGUGGUGAAGAAGACUGGCAAGCACACGGCGCAGGCCAUUUUGGAAGACUACAAGCUUCAGGAAAAGCCAGAGAAUGGGAAGCAAGUGGAGAAAUCGAAAAAAUAGAUGUUACUGCCCAACCUCAUUCCCUCGGAAUGCCUUAAAGCAUAAUUUGUAUUCUUCUAUCAAAGAAAUCUAUAUUUAAUAAUCAUUAUUUAUAAAACACUUUAUAUAUUUACAAAAUAACUACUGUUCUAUGCAUAUCCUAUAGUUUGAUACAGCUCAUAAGCACUUUAAUCUUUAUGUAAAACAUGGUAGAUGGACCUAAAUGAAGAGUAACUGCAGAUUGUAUAACCCAAAUUAAAACAUGGCUAUAAGAGUGUUUCAGUACACACUGUUAACGUUCAGGUAUUAUCACCUAACUUGGAAGACACCAAUUUAACUCUUCUCUUUGUCAUAACAGCAUUAAAUUGUUGACUAAACACUGGAAAUGUUCCUAAUCUUCGUGAAGCAUCUGUGUGCUUGAGUUUCCCACUGGUAGGAUAAGUGCAAUUUAUAUACUUUGAAUGAAUGAUCUUAAUGUAUUAUCUAUAUGUCAGUAUGUGUACAUGUAACUUGCAGACAAAAAAGUGUAUUAUACUGUUUUUCUUUUCCCUGCGGUGUUCAACAUAAGGAGUAAUCACUGCUGCUUACUGUGCCUGCAAAUAUCAAAUGAUGUACAAAAAUCUAAUGUGUUAUGAAACUUUAAAAUUGAAGUCAAUUAUAUAUUUUUUUCUCUUAUGAAUGAGGGUUACUAAAAUGUUAAUGUCUCUCAACUGCAAGUCUGAAGAAUUUGAAACUGUCAGACUGUUUCAGUUUGUGUUCUGCCACAAUGUGCAGUGCUGUCUUCUGCAUUUCAGUUCAUUUGUAUCCACAUAUUUUCAAAAUGGUAAUGUGAUAUUGUGUCAUCUAAAAAUCUAGAUUUUAUUUAGAUGGAAACUUGGCAACAGUUAACAAAAUGUGAUAUUUGACAUUUGAUGUUAAUUUAGCUUGCAAACCAGUCUUUUUUUUUUUUUUUUUUUUGAGUGAUCUGGUUUGUAAUCUUUUAGAACUUCAGCUUUAAGAUCUAAGACCUCAGCAGGUAAAGGUAACUUUCUGAUGGCUUUCAAGUACUCUAGUUGCACAUUGAGAUUUCUUUGCCACCUGAAAUCCUGAGAACUUUAUGAACAAAAUAAAUUGCUCAAAGAAA
Molecule: messenger RNA, 3084 nt
Organism: Plectropomus leopardus (leopard coralgrouper)
Lineage: Eukaryota; Metazoa; Chordata; Actinopteri; Perciformes; Serranidae
Gene: spartb
Product: spartin b
Biological process (GO): cell division; negative regulation of BMP signaling pathway
Cellular component (GO): plasma membrane
Source: RefSeq, a predicted model, not a curated record